Molecule: messenger RNA, 1128 nt
Organism: Doryrhamphus excisus (bluestripe pipefish)
Lineage: Eukaryota; Metazoa; Chordata; Actinopteri; Syngnathiformes; Syngnathidae
Product: 5-hydroxytryptamine receptor 4
Biological process (GO): adenylate cyclase-activating adrenergic receptor signaling pathway; chemical synaptic transmission; positive regulation of MAPK cascade
Cellular component (GO): plasma membrane
Molecular function (GO): G protein-coupled serotonin receptor activity
Source: RefSeq, a predicted model, not a curated record
CUUUCCAUAGCGACAUGAGGACGGAUCAUCUCUCUUGCACACAAGUUUAAAACCAAGAUGGACAACACCAGCUCUGAGGACGAUGCCAACACAACCCUUCAGAUUGAUCCACAGUCCUGCGCCAUGUUGAGGAAUGAGGCAUUUCGUGUUGUUCUUUAUGGAUUCUUCUUCAUCGCUAUCAUGUGCACAGUGGUGGGCAACUUCCUUGUCGUCGUAUCAGUUGCCUACUUCAAGCAGCUGCAGUCACCCACUAACUUCUUUGUCAUGUCCCUGGCUGUGGCGGACUGUCUGGUGGGCCUGGUCGUGAUGCCCUACAGUAUGAUCCGCACUGUAGAAGGUUGCUGGUACUUUGGUGCCCUCUUUUGUCAGCUUCACUCGAGCCUCGAUGUCAUGCUCUGCACCGCCUCCAUAUUUCAUCUGAGUUGCAUCGCGUUUGAUCGCUAUUAUGCUGUUUGCAAUCCGCUAGUUUACUCUUUAAAAAUGUCCCAGAGUCGAGUAGCUUUCCUUAUUGUGAUAUGUUGGGCUGUUCCCAUGCUAAUCUCAUUUGGUCCCAUUAUGCUAGGCCUCCAUAUUAUUGGUGUGGACAUCGCUCUCCCUCAAGAUGUAUGCGUAUUCUUAGUCAAUCGCAUCUAUGCUGUAAUGGCAUCCUUGAUAGCCUUCUACUUGCCCAUGGCUAUCAUGUUGGUUGCCUACUGGAAGAUAUUCAAAGCGGCCAAACGACAAGCAAGGCAAAUCAGCGCCAUGGAAAGCCAGAUGGCCGCAGGUGUAGGGAAGGAUUCCAGCAAGAAAAAAAAACACCGCAACACGAUGAAGAGGGAGCGUAAGGCAGCAAAAACCUUGGGUAUCAUCAUGGGAGUCUUCCUCAUCUUCUGGAUGCCCUUUUUUACUGUCAACAUUGUGGACCCCUUUAUUGAUUACAGCACAGAAGUGAUCAUCUGGGACAUAUUUUUAUGGCUGGGAUAUAUUAAUUCAUCUCUAAAUCCUUUCCUGUACGGUUUCUUUAAUCGCUCUUUCAGGAAGGCAUUCCUCAUGAUUAUGGGCUUUAGGAUAUGCCGACCUGGAAUCUCCCCUGGGAUGGAACUAUCACACACCAGGAAAGAAGCAAAUGACAGUGCAGAUAAACAAUAA